CGGUUUUACUAAAAAUAUACAAAUUAGGGAUUGAUAUGAUGAUAACGUUCGUAUUUGGUUUUUCAUUUGUGUGACGAAUGGAUUUGUUAUUGCCUAAAAAUAAUGUCUGUGCAUGUAAAGGAAUCCGAACGUGUCUGUCGUGUGAAACAAAUAAAAUGCCUCUCUUGCAAGAUAACAUAGCUAAAAGUGGUUUGGUCUAUAGAUAUUGUCAUCACUGCUGCAAAGCCUUUGCUGACAGCGAUCACACAAGUCAUCCCGAUCACAAAGGUGACAGUGUUCCAUUAGAAGGAGUUGUCAUCUGUGAAGACUUCAUCAGCAGUGAGGAAGAGGACAGACUUGUUUCUAAAAUCUAUGAGACGCCAUUUGUAGACUCACAGUCUGGCAGGAGGAAACAGGAUUAUGGACCCAAAGUUAAUUUCAAGAAGCAAAAGGUUAAAACUGAGGUAUUCAGUGGUCUUCCUCAAUUCAGCCAGUUUAUCUACGAACGGAUGACAUCUAUCAGUGCUCUUGCCAGGUUUGCUCCAGUGGAGUUAUGCAAUUUGGAAUAUGAUGCCAGUAGGGGAGCUUCCAUUGACCCUCACUUUGAUGACUUCUGGCUGUGGGGAGAAAGACUUGUCACUGUUAACUUACUGUCAGACUCCAUUCUCUGUUUUACAAGAGAUGACAAGCCAGAUGUUGAAAUUCAUGUGCUGAUGCCAAGGAGGUCUCUGAUCGUGGUAGCUGGAGAAGCCAGAUACAGGUGGAAACAUGGGAUUCAUAGAAGUGACAUAAAUGGCAGACGGAUAGCCAUGACAUUCAGAGAGUUAUCUAAUGAAUUUAAAGAUGGUGGAACGAAAGAACAAUUUGGAAAGCAGCUUGUUGACCUUGCAUUGACCUUUGGAGGUCGGGCUGUGGGAUCUUGAUGCUUUUAUGUUCUAGAUUUUACAGUUUUUAAAUAUAUCUUAAAAGGAAAAUUAAGAGGUGCAUAAGUACAAUCAGUGAAUUUUUCUUACAAGUGUAUAUUUUUUUAUGAUAGGAAAUCAAUAGCAGUAUACAAUUAGGCAGUAUUUAAUUGCUGGUCGAAUGCAUAUGAAUAUCAAUAAUUUAAACCUAUGCCCCCACUCGCACCUCGGUGAUACAUCUUUUUUUUCCUCACCGCCUUUUAUAUUUGCCUGUCGCCCAGUGACUAAUAGACAGUGGUUGUCCCCCAAUAUAAAAUCCUGGCUAUGGCAAUAAAUCACGGAUAUGCAUCAGUACAUUGUUGCAGAUUACAAUGCUGGUUUCUUUCUUUAAGCUUUAAAAAUAUAUACUUAACUCCAAAAGAAACGCGAAUACGUAGAUUGGAGGUUUUGAGUGCACUCAUUGAAAUACGUCCCAAAGUUCUUAAAAUAAUCGUUUCUAUGAAAAACUUAAACAAUU
Gigantopelta aegis is the source of this 1398-nucleotide messenger RNA. RefSeq names its product alpha-ketoglutarate-dependent dioxygenase alkB homolog 4-like. Gene Ontology annotation, biological process: oxidative demethylation. Lineage: Eukaryota; Metazoa; Mollusca; Gastropoda; Neomphalida; Peltospiridae. The transcript is spliced from 3 exons. Gene Ontology annotation, molecular function: demethylase activity; oxidoreductase activity. The record is from RefSeq and is a predicted model, not a curated record. The coding region runs from base 78 to 902 and encodes 274 amino acids.